GUUGAAUGGAAUGGGCCAGAAAAGAAUAGAAUUGAAUAUUAAUAGGCUGUAUUCAUUUGUUUGGUUGGAAAUAAGAAGUGUGGAAAAGAAUUCCACGGUAAUGGUUAUUCCCCCAAACUAACGGAAUAACUUUUCCAAUUUUGAGCAAGUGGAAUUAUAAUUCCAUUCCACUGGUUAUCAUCAUCUCUCUCCUGGGUCUUCGUCUUCUUCUCCAACUCGCUGAGUUCCUCAGCAAUCUGACACAAUCAUCUCUCAUUCUCACUCUCAGCAAGCAACACACCCAGUCGAAGGUAGCUGCUCGUCCCAAUCGGAGGUCCGUGUCAGAGACACUCUUCUCUUCUUCCUCCUGCUUUUCUAAUCUGUUGCAGAGCAUGGAGACUUCAAAAGGAAGAGGUCCAGGACAAAAUAAAAGAUUUUGGAGCGAAGAUGAAGACAAACACUUGGUUGAAGCACUUAUGGAACUGAAUAAUGAAGGGAAGUUUAAAGCUGAAGGAAAUUUCAGGCCAGGUCAUCUUAGAGCUCUUGAGAUGAAAUUAAAGGAGCGGAUGCCUGGAUGUGAUAUACAAGCUAAGCCACACAUUGAGUCUAGAAUGAAGACUUUGAAGACUCAUUUUCAAGUGGUUCAUGAAAUGUUGACUGGACCAUUUUGUAGUGGAUUUGGGUGGGACAACGACAGAAAAACUGUUACUGCAGAAAAGUCAGUGUGGGAAGCAUAUUUGCAGAGUCACAAAGAAGCAGCCCCCUUCAAGAUCAAGUCAUUCCCUUGGUAUGAUGACUUAUGUAUGGUUUUUGGCAAGGAUCGUGCAACUGGAAAAAAUGCGGAGACUGCAGCAGAUGUUGUUGAAGAACUUCAAACUGAAGAAGAAAACACUACUAUUGGAGAAGAUGAUUUCAACUAUGCUAACAAUGUGGAUGAAGUGCCAUCUAUGUCUGUCUCAGAUGCAACAAGAGGUGCUCAAUCUCACACUCAAUCAGAUGGGUCUUCAAAGAAGAAAAGGAAAGCUGUAAAUCAUGAAGAACUUUCAGAUGCACUCACACAAUCAGCUUCUAUUAUCGCAAGAGAAAUUGAAAAAGCUUCUAUUCGUUUGAGUAAAGCUAUUGGUGAAGACAUGAAUGAAAAGCAUAUGCAACUUGGGAAAGAGUUAGAAAGGACCACUACACUUACCACAGCUCAACGUCAUAAGGUAGCUCGCAUGAUUAUGCAAGAUAAUGCUCUGGUUUCUUACUUUUUCAGUGUCCCAGAUAAUGAGAAGGAUGAAUGGGUGACACUUCUUCUUGAUGGCUCUCUCUAAGAUCAUGUUUAGUCCACUUUGCUCUACUACAAUUUGCAGGACAAUUUAUAUUGCCUUUGACAUUCAGUAGUAUACAAAUUAUAAUCUUUUGGAUAUGAUGUAAUGUUUUAUGCUCAUAAUUUUGCAAACUAGAUUGUCUUUGAGCAUAGAUCUGAGUAAUUGGACAUGAAUACUUAUACUAUUUCUAGUGAUAUUUCAUGUGUAUGGACAGUAAUCAAAAACUCUUUUGAUUAUUAGAAUAUAAAUAUGUUAUAAUGUUUAGUUUAACA
This is a messenger RNA of Humulus lupulus (European hop), 1561 nucleotides long. RefSeq lists its product as uncharacterized. Bases 372 to 1292 code for a protein of 306 amino acids. Lineage: Eukaryota; Viridiplantae; Streptophyta; Magnoliopsida; Rosales; Cannabaceae. The record is from RefSeq and is a predicted model, not a curated record. The transcript is spliced from 4 exons.